AAUCUAUCUGUCAUUUUGUUGAGUAGUGUUGACUCUCAAGGAACUUUUGCAGUAUUGCAUUUCUCUAAGACGAAAAUCCAUAUAAAAGAAAAACAUUUAUUACUUGUGAGCAAAAUAUUUACUCACAGUAGUAAACAUGUCUACUGAUGUGAAUAUGCAAGCUGAAAAGUCCAAUGGAGAAGCGAGUGUCGAUAAAACCGAAGAAGAAGAGGGCAGAUCAUCUAAAGACCUGCAUGUGCAAGAAAGUGCUCCUGUUUAUGGAGGUUGUGAGGGACCAAAUGCAAUGUAUGUGAAACUGGUCAGUAGUGAUGGACAUGAAUUUAUUGUUAAAAGAGAACAUGCAUUAACAAGCGGUACUAUCAAAGCAAUGUUAAGUGGUCCUGGGCAGUUUGCAGAGAAUGAAGCUAAUGAAGUUAAUUUUCGUGAAAUCCCGUCUCAUGUGUUGCAAAAAGUCUGCAUGUACUUUACUUAUAAAGUGCGCUAUACAAAUAGCAGUACAGAAAUACCAGAAUUUCCCAUUGCACCAGAAAUUGCCUUAGAAUUAUUAAUGGCUGGCAAUUUCUUAGACUGUUAAACAUCAUUUGCAUUGGUCUGUAUCAGCAAUUAAAUUACGGAACACUGCAGCUUUAUUAUGGUCAUAUGAAUGUGUCUAUAUAUUGUGAUACUUCUGAAACUCAUGUUGGAGCAUAAUAAUUAAGCGUGUCAAACUCUUCAAUUCGGCAUAGAUAUUUUAAUAUUAUAAGACAAUGCAAUCUUGAAGUUUUAUAUUAAUUACUUAUCUUUAAUAUAAUAUUGUAAAGUUUCACAAGUGUGUACUACAAACAUGUGACAAUUACU
This is a messenger RNA of Nylanderia fulva, 837 nucleotides long. RefSeq names its product transcription elongation factor elongin C (gene EloC). Lineage: Eukaryota; Metazoa; Arthropoda; Insecta; Hymenoptera; Formicidae. Gene Ontology annotation, biological process: ubiquitin-dependent protein catabolic process. The record is from RefSeq and is a predicted model, not a curated record.